Fragaria vesca subsp. vesca is the source of this 1847-nucleotide messenger RNA. RefSeq lists its product as uncharacterized. Bases 169 to 1596 code for a protein of 475 amino acids. The record is from RefSeq and is a predicted model, not a curated record. The transcript is spliced from 2 exons. Gene Ontology annotation, biological process: cell-cell adhesion. NCBI's taxonomy places the organism in Eukaryota, Viridiplantae, Streptophyta, Magnoliopsida, Rosales, Rosaceae.
AUUCUAAUGCCAAUAUACCACACCAUGUCUUGUUUCCUUUCCUCAGCUUCCUACCAUUCUUGAACCAGUCUUGGUCCACGCCUGCGCUUUCUGAGUCUCUCCUUAUAAUCUCUGCUCUUAUCAUUUCCACCAUUGAUCAGUACUCAUUUGCUGCAAGUUUUUAGAAGAAUGGGGCAGAUACAGUUGGUUGUGGCGUUGCUAGUCUGCCUUGGAGUACUCCUCGCUGCCUUUGUUGUUCUGAUACUAUGGAGGUUGAAUUGUUGUUGUAAGAAACGAAAAGAAACGCCGCCGAGGAGGGUCAAUAUUAGGAGUGGCCAGAGCUUGGAGGCCGGAAUAGCAAAGCUUCAUACUAACCAGCAAGAGGGUCUGCAGCAACAUCAUCAGUUUGAUCAUGUGUCUAGUAAGAAAACUGGUAACAACUAUUACAUGUAUGGAAAGUCGUCUGCGCUUUUUAGUUGGUCGGAUCAUCCUUCCUCCGUCACUGACGCCGUCGAAAACGGCUGGUCUCGGUUCGCUUUUGCGACGGCUUACACGUCAUCGCCGUCGACGCGAUCGAGGCGGAUUUUAGGGUUGUGCGCUGUUGGUGAGCAUAGAGUGAGGGAGACGGAGCCGGAGAUUAGUUGGGAGGUUUGUCAAGCCUCGGCGGAUUUCAUGCAGAAGAUCAGAUUAAACUCCGGCCUGAAAAAGGUGUUGAAUUCCGGGAGCACCACCGGAGCUGCUGCCUCUGUGAUUAGGACUGCUCUUCCUUUGCCGGGGCCACCUUUAGGGAACAACUCAUUUCCUCAAGAGGCUUAUUUUGAGAUCACAGUUUUGUUUUCUCUUGGAGAUGAAGUAAAUAGUGAGGGUGAGAAGACCAAGCUCAUCAAAGACAAGUUCAUUGAGAUGUCUAGUUCAGAAUCCUUAGUACAUGUCACUAGUAGUGCGCAGAGAAAUAAUAAAAUUGAGGAAAUGAAGCUUGGUGUUAUAGAUGAACAUGAUCAGAGAAGAGAAGCAGCUGUGUUACUGUCAUUGGGGCUCACUACAGGCGGCUCUCUUCCGACAAAACUUCCCGGCAGCUAUCCGGGAAGUAUCGGAUUCGGAUCCAACGGUGCUGUCCAUCUUGAUGGGAUUAAACUUGCAUUUGAAUCGGAUAAAGCUGCAUGGGGAAGGACUGACCAUGUAAUCGGUUGUGGAUUUGAUCCAAGACAAAAGAAGGUUUACUUCACUGUGGACUCGGAGCUAGUUCAUGUGGUGCAGUGCAAGUCAGAGGAGUUUGGGACUCCUCUGUACCCAACUCUUGCAGCAAACACAGACAUUGAGGUGUUGGUCAAUUUUGGACAAAGUGUGUUCAAAUAUGCACCAGCAAAUGCGCACAGGACCCCCAAUCCCUGCUUUGUUGGUCCUUUAGGAAAUGCCAACUCUCAUGCCUUUUAUGAAGAUAGCAAAGAGCUGUUUUCGAUGGGAAGGAUUGAUUCUCAGUGGCUUAAUCGGAGUACAACCAGAGGCAGCCAGUAUCCAGUCACUGCAAACCGGACGUUGGAUUUUGAUGAAGAGUCCAAUGAUCUAUUCGAGAUUGUUUUGGAUAGUUGUGGAAGAUCCCCAAACCCCGCGUUAUAGAACACAACGUAUAAACAUCACUAAUCGCUGCGUGUGAGUGAGAUGGAUUUGGCUGUCAUUGUUUAGCUUUAGCAUCUGGUAUGCCUUCAUCAUCAGAAUAUACAGAUAGAAACAAGUUCAUACACAAUAUGACAUAUAGAGUUUUCCUUUUCCCCUUGGGAAUCUUUUAUGCUCUGUACUCUGCUCAUUUUGCAAGUGUACAUUUUUUGCCAUUGUAUAUAUACCAAAGUUCUUUCAAUUUUUCCAAUGUU